AUGGCGACAGAUAUCCACAAGAAGACCGACCCGGACUCGGUCCCCGCGCCCGUUGCCAAGGUCGGUCUGGUCAGAAAACCGACCGACCCUCACCCAGCCGGCCGGCCCAAGCACAGCUUCGCCAUGCAGUUGUUCCGCGGCCUGACCUUUGGCCUCUACUUCGCUGCCUGCUGCCUUGCCAUCAUCACGACCCAGAUACUCGGCAGCCCGCUGUACUUCGUCAACCGCGAAAUAUUCUAUGCCUACAUGGCCCUGACGAAGCAGUCCUUCGGCCUGACCAUCACGGCCAUGACGCACAUGUGGAGCAACACCACGAUACGAAUAAGCGGCGACAAGUCCAUGGACGGCCAGAUCAAGAAGACCCCCGACGGCCGCGUCCAGUUCAACUUUCCCGAGCGCCUCAUCCUGAUCGCCAACCACCAGAUCUACACCGACUGGCUGUACCUCUGGUGGGUGGCCUACGCAAACGCCCCGAGCAUGCACGGCCACAUCUACAUCAUCCUCAAGGAGUCGCUCAAGUACAUCCCCGGCGUCGGUAUCGGCAUGAUGUUCUACGGCUUUAUCUUCAUGUCGCGCAAGAUGGCCACCGACCAGCCCCGACUGGCGCAUCGCAUUAACAAGCUCAAGACGCGCCACGCCGGCCCCGGUGGCCGCGAGUACCUCGACCCCAUGUGGCUCCUGCUCUUCCCCGAGGGUACCAACCUCUCUACCAACGGCCGCCGCAAGUCGGCCGCCUGGGCCGACAAGAUGGGCCUCCGCGACCCGGAGCACGUCCUCCUCCCCCGCAGCACCGGCACCUUCUUCUGCCUGAACGAGCUCAAGGACUCGCUCGAGUACAUUUACGACUGCACAGUCGCCUACGAAGGCAUCCCGCGCGGCAAGUUCGGCGACGAUUACUUCACCCUCACCAGCACCUACUUCCAGGGCCGUCCCCCGCGGUCCGUCAACUUCCACUGGCGCCGUUUCCGCCUCGCCGACAUACCCCUCGACGACGCAAAGGCCUUUGACGCCUGGCUGCGUGAGCGGUGGUACGAGAAGGACGCCAUCAUGGAGACGUACGUGUCCACCGGCCGCUUCCCCGCGAGCGCCGACAUCGAGGGCGGGCACGUCGAAACCGAGGUCCGCCUCAGGAGUUGGUUCGAGCUGACGCAGAUCUUCGUCGUUGUCGGUACCGCCGGCAUCAUCUGGCGCAUGGUGCUUAGCGCCGUUGCGAGGCUCGCCUCGGUUCUAUGA
This is a messenger RNA of Colletotrichum graminicola M1.001, 1233 nucleotides long. Its product is annotated as acyltransferase. The transcript is spliced from 4 exons. The coding region runs from base 1 to 1233 and encodes 410 amino acids. Gene Ontology annotation, molecular function: acyltransferase activity. Gene Ontology annotation, cellular component: endomembrane system. NCBI's taxonomy places the organism in Eukaryota, Fungi, Ascomycota, Sordariomycetes, Glomerellales, Glomerellaceae. The record is from RefSeq and is a predicted model, not a curated record.